Messenger RNA from Sycon ciliatum, 4267 nucleotides. RefSeq lists its product as uncharacterized. Gene Ontology annotation, biological process: DNA integration. The record is from RefSeq and is a predicted model, not a curated record. The transcript has a single exon. Gene Ontology annotation, molecular function: zinc ion binding; nucleic acid binding. Bases 344 to 4267 code for a protein of 1307 amino acids. Lineage: Eukaryota; Metazoa; Porifera; Calcarea; Leucosolenida; Sycettidae.
CACCUUCGCGUGCUCUGUACUUUAGUCUUUAGUUCCGGUUCGAUGCACCAUGCGCAUGCGUCCGGUAUGGUGCGAGAUGGUUCUUGCUCUCCCAACAUUGUUUUUAGUUAGUUCUUUUUCUUAGUCCCAACAAUAACCUCAUGGAAUUAAAUCAGUGUGAAACGUAACUAUGAGUUCGGUUGUGGGUCUGCAGUAGUCCUAGUGACACGGUUAUAGUACAGCUUGUGGUGCCGAAACCCGGGAGGACGUCAGGGAUACCAGCUGGGUUGCUGGUUGGCGUCGUGGUUGAUUGUACUGUCGCGUGUGGACUCGUGGGGAAACUGAAUUUUCCGAUCUAAGUACGAUGUCGAAAGCUGAAGGAUACCUGCGACCCUACCGGGGAAAGGUCGAUGAUUUCCAGACGUUCUGGGCGAAAUUUGACGUGCUGGCGACAAUCAACAAGUGGGACUCGGACGAGAAGAAAAUGGCCCAGUUACCCUUGUUUCUGGAGCAGGAUGCGUUCCUGGUGUUCAGCCGAAUGAAGUCGGAUGACAAGAAGAAGCCUGACGCCGUCCAGAAGAAAAUGGAAGAGGCGUUUUGUAUGACGAAGUCGGAAGCCUACCGGCGGUUCAAGGCCCGACGCAUGAGACAAGAGGAGUCACCAGAUGCCUAUGUUGCCGAUUUGCAGCGCCUCGCCAGUUUGGCCGGCGAUGCGUCGCCUGGGGAUGACAAAAAUCACUCCGUUGUUGAGCAGUUUCUUGACGGGCUUCCACAUGCGUGGGCAAAGCAGGUUAGGUUGUCACUUGUGGGAAAGGACCAGACUGUGAGCGCCUGCUUAGAAUUAGUCCGUGCUGUUCAGCUUAGUGAUGGCGAUUCUGUGACAGCUGCAGUAGGUACAGGUGCUGGAACUGGUAGUUUGGCUGGUGGAGCACGUGGCGACAAGACCAGCAGGAAGUCUUUCUUGUGCUACCUCUGCAAUGAGGUCGGCCACAUGAAGCGAGAUUGCCCAAGGAGGAAGCAGGGGCAGCAGAGUGGGUCCAGCUCCAAGGAUGGUGGAGGCCGUGGCAGUACGUGCUACUUCUGUGACAGGCCUGGUCACAGGAAGCCAGACUGUCCGGACCGGAAAGCUUGGCUGGCGAGCCGGCAAGGCGGGAGUGCUGCAGCAGCAGCUGGAGAGGAGCCUAGUCCAGCCUUGGCCUCUGUGUCUGUGCCUUCGCCAGGGCAGCUGCCUAGGAUCAAGGUAGACAUGUGGACAACGGGCAACAAGGAUGAUGUGUCACGUAUGACAGCAGUCAUUGACACUGGUGCUGUCCGAUCACUGCUGACUAAGGACCAAGCCCUGUCCUGUGGCCUUGCGUGGUCAGAGUGUGAAAGCAGACUCGUGGCGCUGGAUGGCCAGUCUAUUGCUGUUCUUGGGAAAGUGGCCGUCAACAUUGGACGAUUGGAUGGCCCUAUCCCAGUGCAGAUGCCAGAAGCCAGUGUGGAGCUGUUAGUCGUCAACGAUCUGAGUGUCGUACACGCCGAUUUGUUGAUCGGUUGUGAUGUAGCGAGCAGCUGUGGUGGCCUACAUCUUGAGUAUGCCAAUGAUGGCCGGCUGGAGAGUGUGAGGUUUGGGCCAGUGUCAAGUCCUGUGUCUGCUGCACUUCCUCAGGACGGUCACCCUUCCCGCCACGUGCAAGUGAGCCGUCAUGGACAAGGUGUCACGUUGUCGGCACGUGAUGGAGAGGUCCAAUGGUGUCAUGAAACCAAGCGUUGGAUUCUCCGCUGGAAGUGGAAAAGUGGUGCAGCCCCUGAGGUUCCAGUGGGCUCUGGCAUCGGCCAGUACUCCAGGGAGAAACUGAGCCCAGAGCAGGAGAAGUUGUUCUGCAAGGAAGUCGACGCUUGGAUCGCUAAUGGUUGGCUUGUGCCGCACGAUGAAGCCACACAUGGAGCAGUGGCUGGUGUGCUUCCGUUGAUUGCUCGCACCCAAGAGCAUAAAGCAUCCACCCCGAUCAGACCAUGCCUGGAUUAUCGUAAGCUUAAUGAGCUCAUUGAGUCUGAGCCUGGCUAUGAAGCCCCCGUGUGCGCCGAGAAGAUCAGGCAGUGGAGACGCAGCAGUGAUGGUCAGUGGGAGAUGCUAGACGUGAAGAAAGCAUAUCUCCAGGUGCAUGUCAGUGCUGAGCUAGUGCGCUACCAGGCCGUUCUCUGGAACAACAAGGUGUACGUGAUGACCAGAAUGGGCUUCGGGUUGGCGAUUGCGCCGAAGUUUAUGCACCUCGUCAUCCAGUGGAUCACUCGCCAUCGCCCAGAAGUCGACAACUAUGUUGAUGAUAUCCGAGCUCCAGCAGAAGUGACUCAGUGUGUUGCCGACGAGCUUGCAGCCUAUGGACUCCCAACGAAGCCUGCCGAACCCAUGGAGGAGUCCCGUGUUCUUGGUAUGCAACUGAAGGCUAAUGCCGAUGGCGCCAUGGGCUGGUCCAGGAGAGAGAUCGAUCUAGAGCCACCACCUAAGAUGACAAGACGCAAGGUCUUCUCGUGGUGUGGACGCCUUAUUGGCCACUACCCGGUCUGUUCGUGGCUCAGGCCUGCUUGCAGUUACCUGAAGCGGCUGGCGACUGCUGCAGGUGGCAAUGGAUGGGACGAUCCACUGCCGGAAACCCUUGUUGAAUGCUGCCAAGAGCUGUUCGCGAGGCUCUCCUCCGACGAUCCGGUGCAUGGUCAGUGGGACGUGCACGCGCAGGCUGACUCCACCUGGACUGCGUGGUGCGAUGCAUCUGGCCUAGCUAUUGGUGUCGUUCUUGAGCUCGACGGGACCGUUGUGGAAGAUGCAUCAUGGCUUCGGCCUGCAGGGGACAAGCUCCAUGUAAAUGUUGCUGAGCUUGACUCUGCCAUUAAGGCCCUCACGCUAGCCACGAGGUGGAACGCGACGCAUGUGGUUCUGAAGACUGACUCGAAAACUACUGCGGGAUGGCUGGCUCCGGUUGUUGGUGGGUCACGUCGCGUCCGGGUUGGUGGUCUGCAUGAGGUUCUGGUGCAGCGUCGGCUGCAGAUAGUCAAUGAUCUUCUUAGCAUGACGAAGAUGCAGGUGACUGUGGAGUGGGUGCCAACGACUGAAAACCUUGCAGACAAGCUGACGCGCGUGCCGUUCAACUGGCCGAAGAAGAGCUCUGAUGUUGUGGCCAGUCUGCCGAGGGCUGUGGCUGUUAGCCCUGUCUCUAGCAAUGAGUUGGGCAAAGCCCAGGCAUCGGACGAGGUCAUCCAAGGAGUGAUUCAGCAGAUUCAAGUUGGCCAGCCAGUAGCAAGUCGGCGCUUCCGCAGUUGCGCCGGUCAGCUUCAUGUGGAGGAAGGCCGCCUAGUCCGGAGCCUGAAGCUGCCUGUGGAAGGGGAAGUCAACGUGCCAGUCGUUCCCGAGUUGUUAGUGCCUGAUGUCGUGACCGCUGCUCAUGUCAACACUGGUCAUGCUUCCUGGCAGCCAAUGUAUGAGUUGCUCCGCAAGCACUGCUACUUUCCUGAGAUGGCGUCUGCCUGCCAAGACCACGUCAAGGGGUGCCAGAACUGCCAAGCCGCUAGUCCAGCAAAAGGCCCAGCAGCCCCCAGCGCCAGAGCAGAGAUCCCAGGUCGACCAUGGGGAACAGUGCAAAUGGACACCCUGGAGCUUGGGCUGAACCGUGGCGGGACACACCACUGCGUGCUCGUGUGCGUGGAUGUGCUGACAAAGUGGGUGGAAAUAGUGCCAAUGAAACGGCACGACGGGCCCAGUGUUGCCUCGGCCUUCGUGAGCUUGUGCUGUAGGUGGGGACCACCAGACGUCAUCCGUGUGGACAAUGGGACUGAGUUCAGCAAUGCCAUUGUCCAGUCUGUCUUUCAAGUGUUCGGCGUGAGGGUGAAGACAGGUGCCGUUCGCCAUCCGCAAUCCCAGGGAGCCGCCGAGAGGUACAAUCGGACAUUGCUGACUCUCAUCAGGAAGGUCCUCGACGAAUCAUCGGACUGGAUGGACGAUCUUCAGAUGCUGGUCCACUUCUACCGCUCUCGACCGCAUUCAGUGACUGGCAUGUCCCCAAUGAUGGCCAUGGUUGGGUGGGACCCACCUGUGUUGAUUGACGAUGGACGCCCUAGGUACGACUUUGACACGUGGCAAGCAGAACACGCAGCACGAUCUGCUAGGAUCCGAGACCUUCUGGAAGACGCCAUGUCGGAAGGCGACUGCCAUGACGAGGUGCUGCCCUGCGCUUACCAGGCUGGAGAUGCAGUCAUGCUGCGGAUGCCUAGUCGUCGUCAGAAGCGAUUGCCGCCUUUUGAAUCCGGCUAG